CUUCGUCAACAUCAACCCCUCAACUUCUCUCGCUCCCAGCGCUUUCCUUCACAGUAGUGCGGCCCACAAUGCUGCGCUCUUCUGUUGCCACGGGACGCCAGGUGCUACUGUCCUCCGCUCGCCAAAGGACGGCCGCGCAAUGGCUGUCCAGAGCUGGGGCAAGCAGCCGGUUCUCGAAUCAGAGAUUCUUUGCCGAUGCUAGACCUCCCACCACCGGUGCUCCCACUCCUGUCACCCCGUCCUCCGCGUCGCCUGUGCCCCCGGAGGUUGUCAUUCCUAAGCCGGAGCCUACCGAGCAGGGCUCCGAGGUUCCUCCCGUCGCGCCUACUCCAGCUCCCAAGAAGGGUGGCCGUUUCCGCCGAUUCCUUCUCUACCUGCUUCUGACUUCGGGCUUCGCUUACGGUGGUGGCAUCUUCUUGGCUCUCAAAUUCGACAACUUCCAUGACUUCUUCACCGAAUAUAUCCCCUACGGUGAAGAGAGCAUUCUAUACUUUGAAGAACGAGACUUCUACCGUCGAUUCCCCAACACCUUGAAGAGCCAGGUCCGCUUCCCUCUUCGUAGGGAUGAGAGCAACCAGAUCACGAUCCCUAGCAAGAGCGGAUUGACCUCGAAGGUUGCCGAGGAGGAGUCAGCUGGAGCUGAUAUCUCGCAGAAGGGUCCCCACAUGAGCACCGUUCAGAAGGACAAGGGCAGCGAAGCGCAAGCCAAGCCUGCCGCUGCCAAGCCCGAGGAGAAGUCCGCCGCGGUCGAGAAGGCCAAGGAGACGAAGGCUGCCAAGGAAGAGGCACCUAAGCCGGUCGAGAAGGAGGAACCCAGACAACCUGCUUUGCCCGCAGUGACCCCUCUCGAGUUCGCCAAGGUCAACGAAGGCGAUGAGGCUAUUGUCCAGGAAUUGGUGAAGACUUUCAAUGAUAUCAUCACCGUGAUCAGUGCCGACGAGAGUGCCCCGAAGUUCUCCAAGCCUGUUGAGAAGGCCAAGGAGGAGCUCCAGAAGAUUGGCGAUAAGAUUAUCGCUGUCCGGGAAGAGGCGCGCCGUGCUGCUCAGGAGGAGAUCAACCAGGCCCACGCUACCUUCGACGAAUCCGCGCGCGAGCUCAUCCGUCGCUUUGAGGAAGCUCGUGCCACCGAUGCCGCUCAGUAUCGCGAAGAAUUCGAGGCCGAGCGUGAGAAGCUUGCUCGCGCUUACCAGGAGAAGAUCCGCACAGAGUUGCAGAGAGCCCAGGAGCUGGCUGAACAGCGUCUUAAGAACGAGCUGGUCGAGCAAGCCAUUGAGCUUAACCGCAAGUACCUCCAUGAAGUGAAGGAUCUGGUGGAGCGUGAGCGUGAAGGUCGCCUCAGCAAGCUCAAUGAACUGACUGCCAAUGUCAGCGAGCUGGAGCAGCUUACCACCGGCUGGAGAGAGGUCAUUGACACCAACCUCAAGACCCAGCAAUUGCAGGUUGCCGUCGAUGCUGUCCGCUCGGUUCUUGAGCGCUCUGUGGUUCCUCGCCCGUUCGUGCGCGAACUCGUUGCCGUGAAGGAGUUGGCCGCUGAAGACCCCGUCGUUGAUGCGGCUAUCGCCUCGAUCAACCCCACCGCCUACCAGCGUGGUAUUCCCUCCACAUCUCAGAUCAUCGAGCGCUUCCGUCGGGUAGCCGAUGAGGUCCGUAAGGCAAGCCUCUUGCCCGAGGAUGCGGGUAUUGCCAGCCAUGCUGCCAGUUUCGUUCUGAGCAAGGUCAUGUUCAAGAAGGAUGCUGUUGCUGGCAGCGAUGAUGUUGAAAGUGUUCUCUGCCGGACCGAGAGCCUUCUGGAAGAGGGCAACCUUGAUGGCGCCGCCCGUGAGAUGAACAGUCUCAAGGGCUGGGCCAAGAUCCUGAGCAAGGAUUGGCUGGGUGAAGUGCGCCGAGUGUUGGAAGUGAAGCAAGCCCUAGAGGUCAUCGAGACUGAAGCGCGUCUACAGUGCCUGAGGGUCGAGUAAACCAAUACCCUCCGCGUUUGUUUAGUUUUCUUGUAUCUCAUGCCUCCUCUUCCUCCUCCUACAGGAAUUGUACCUCUAGUUCCCAAUCGCGUUGUUAGACUCAAUGCUAGAUGUUUCCUCUGUG
Aspergillus uvarum CBS 121591 is the source of this 2082-nucleotide messenger RNA. RefSeq names its product MICOS complex subunit MIC60. Gene Ontology annotation, cellular component: MICOS complex. Gene Ontology annotation, biological process: cristae formation. Lineage: Eukaryota; Fungi; Ascomycota; Eurotiomycetes; Eurotiales; Aspergillaceae. The transcript has 4 exons. The record is from RefSeq and is a predicted model, not a curated record. The coding region runs from base 69 to 1958 and encodes 629 amino acids.